AUGGAUGGCUAUUAUGAUGACGAGGAAGCUAUCAAUGCUGCUUUAGUUGCUUCUUUAAAUGAUUCCAUCAAACCACACUCCAAAUAUUUGGCUAUGGAGAGGGACGUGGUGGAUCUUACUGGUGAUCCAGAGGGCAAUUCUCCCAAUGAUGCCGUAGAGGAUUCAGUAAGCUCGGUUGACGAUCCAGACCUGCGAAGGGCAAUUGCGCUAUCAUUGCAGGAUCAAGCUCUCGUACUAUCACCACCUCAACGUCACCAUGCCAGAGAAGUCCAACGAGAGAAUCACGUUAUAAGCGAAGACAAUAAGGGCUCCAGUCCUUCAUCGAAAGAGCACUCCUCCGGGGCUUUCUCUCUUCGUGGGAUGGAUCGAAAAAAGCAGGAAGAAGAAAGACUUGCGAGGCUGGCAAAGAAGAGAAAAGCGGAGGAUGUCUCUUCGGCAGAUUCACCGGCAAGACAAGCCAAAGCGGUGAAAUCUGCGCCAAUCGACCUGACUGAAGAAUCUAACCAACAGAACCAUGCUAAAGCGGUGAAAUCUGCGCCAAUCGACCUGACUGAAGAAUCUAACCAACAGAACCAUGCUAAAGCGGUGGCGACAGCAUCAAAGCCACUUGCUUCAAAUACACCUGAUCCUUCCUUACAGUUUCCCAACGGUGCCAUAAAGAAGACGUGGGCCUUCAACUAUCCGCGAGAGGACGAUAUCAAAUUUGAAGAGGUAGUCCAGAAAGAUGAUCUUGAACUUGCAGUUCUGAGCUCAUUUCAAUGGAAUAUGGAUUGGCUAUUUACAAAGUUCAAUGUUAAGAAAACUAGAUUUCUUCUCGUUAUGGGACAUAAGUAUGAGGAAGAGAAACAACAAACACAAAAGGACUUCGCAGAUAUCCCCAGUAUUCGCCUGUGCUUUGUGCCGAUGGGUCCACAGGUUAAUUGUAUGCAUUCAAAGCUAAUGCUUCUAUUUCACCCUAACCAUCUACGACUUGUUGUUCCCAGUGCCAACCUGGUGCCGUAUGAUUGGGGAGAGCAAGGUGGUAUUAUAGAAAAUCUUCUAUUCCUCAUAGAUCUCCCUCGAAAAAUUCUGGGCUCCCAGGAGAAGACGUCGACGCCUUUCUUUGAUGAAUUAGUCUACUUUUUAAAGGCAUCAGCCUUACACGAAAAAAUCAUUGCAAAGCUUUCCGAAUUUGAUUUUGGCAAGACGGCAGGUUUUGCGUUCGUCCACACAAUAGGCGGCUCCCAUACGGGGUCAUAUUGGGGCAAAACCGGAGUCUGUGGGCUAGGAAAAGCAGUUACAAUGCUGGGACUCGAAACGCCCCAACCCCUGAAGUUGGAUUAUAUUACAUCGUCUUUGGGCUCAUUGAACGAUCAAUUUAUGCGAAGCAUGUAUCUGGCUGCUCAAGGUGAUAAUGGGCUAAAAGAGCUCACUUUACGCACGUCUAAGACGUUUCCAAGCGAUAAAUGGGGCGUCACCGUAAAAAAGGCGGACGGCGCAGAAUGGAAAGAUAGGUUCCUUAUUUACUUCCCAUCCUUGAAAACGGUGCAGGGGUCCAGGGCCCGUCCAUCAGGCGCUGGCACCAUUUGCUUCCAAUCAAAGUGGUAUAACCGGGCGGAAUUUCCACGCCAUACAUUAAGAGAUAGCUUGAGCCGCCGACAUGGCAUUUUGAUGCAUAGCAAGACAAUCUUUGUGAGGCCAGACAAUGGUAAAAUCAUUGGUGACGCAAAUACAACUGCAUAUCAGGGCUGGACAUACGUCGGAAGUGCGAACUUAUCAGAGAGCGCAUGGGGCCGUCUAGUUAUUGACCGUUCAACCACCAAGCCUAAACUCAAUUGCAGGAAUUGGGAAUGCGGUGUCAUAAUUCCGAUUCGAGAUGGGAAGCCAAGUACAACUGAAGAGGAUGUCAGAGAGAGUAGUGACGAUGAUAUCGAUAGAAUAUUCGGGGGCAUUGUACCGGUUCCGAUGAAAGUCCCUGCACCUAAGUAUGGUCCUGGCAAUGGACCGUGGUUUUAUCUUGAGGAUUUCCAAGUUGAGUAG
Messenger RNA from Coccidioides immitis RS, 2019 nucleotides. RefSeq names its product tyrosyl-DNA phosphodiesterase. Gene Ontology annotation, biological process: single strand break repair; double-strand break repair. Gene Ontology annotation, molecular function: single-stranded DNA binding; double-stranded DNA binding; 3'-tyrosyl-DNA phosphodiesterase activity. The record is from RefSeq and is a predicted model, not a curated record. NCBI's taxonomy places the organism in Eukaryota, Fungi, Ascomycota, Eurotiomycetes, Onygenales, Onygenaceae. Gene Ontology annotation, cellular component: nucleus. The coding region runs from base 1 to 2019 and encodes 672 amino acids. The transcript is spliced from 8 exons.